AUGGGAGUUUUUGACAUCUUGAUCCCUUUUGGGAUGCUGUGCGCUGCGGUGUAUCUUUUUAUCAUUAAGAAACUUCAGUACUGGGCGGACCGCAACGUGCCACAUUCGAAACCAGAGUUUUUGUUCGGCAACGUUCGAGAGGUGAAUAAAAUUUAUCACAUCGGAGAAAGAUUUCAGCAGCUGUACAGCGAACUGAAGGGCAAGCAUCCGUUCGGAGGAAUCUACAUGUUCAUCAAACCGGUGGCACUUGUGACCGAUCUGGAACUGUUGAAGAGUGUUUUUGUGAGGGACUUUCAGUUUUUUCACAAUCGAGGAACAUACUACAAUGAACGGGACGAUCCUUUAUCGGCACAUUUGUUUAAUAUCGAGGGUCAAAAGUGGAGGACCUUGCGCAGUAGCUUGUCACCAACGUUCACGUCCGGCAAGAUGAAAAUGAUGUUUCCGACGGUCGUGGCAGCAAGUAAACAGUUUAAUGAUUUUAUGGAGGACACGAUUCGCGAACAACCAGAAGUGGAGCUGAAGGAUCUGCUGGCUCGUUACACUACCGAUGUGAUCGGGAUGUGCGCGUUCGGUAUCGAGUGCAACAGUAUGCGCGAUCCUGAUGCUGAGUUUCGCGUAAUGGGAAAGAAAAUCUUCCAACGCCCCCGGGGAAAAGUGAAACUUUUGCUCAUGAAUGCGUUACCAAGUGUAGCCAGGAUGUUUGGAAUCACCGUGAUUGCACCGGAGGUGUCCGAUUUUUUUAUGAACGUCGUGCGCGAUACGAUCAAGUACCGGGUGGAGAACAAUGUGCAGAAGAAUGAUUUCAUGGACAUUCUCAUUCGGAUGCGCAGUGAUAAGGAAACAAAGUCGGAUGAUGGUACGCUCACGUUCAACGAGAUUGCCGCACAAGCGUUUGUGUUUUUCUUGGCCGGAUUUGAAACAUCAUCGUCCUUGAUGGCGUUCACGUUGUACGAGCUGGCUUUGAAUCCAGAAAUUCAACAAAAAGCAAGACAAUGCGUGAAAGAAGUGUUAGAGCGCCACAACGGAGAGAUGACAUACGAGGCUGCCAUGGAGAUGCACUAUUUGGAACGAGUGUUGAAAGAGUGUCUCCGAAAAUACCCACCGAUUUCCGUGCAUUUUCGAAUCGCGACACAGGACUACCUCGUUCCAGGAACGAACACGGUGCUUGAAGCAGGAACCUCAGUCAUGGUUCCGGUUCUAGGAAUUCAUCACGAUCCAGAAUAUUUUCCCGAUCCCAAUCGUUUCGACCCCGAACGGUUUACACCCGAAGAGGAAGCGAAACGACACCCGUACGCCUGGACACCGUUUGGAGAAGGACCAAGGAUUUGUGUGGGCCUCCGAUUUGGGAUGAUGCAAACACGGAUCGGAUUGGCGCGAUUGAUCGCGAGUUUUCAGUUUUCUACGUGCUCAAAAACCCUUGUUCCGAUGAAGUUUGAUAUCAAAAAUGCUAUUUUAUCACCACGUGGAGGAAUGUGGUUAAAGGUGGAAAAAGUAAACGAUCCUUAG
Messenger RNA from Anopheles nili, 1506 nucleotides. RefSeq names its product cytochrome P450 6a8-like. Bases 1 to 1506 code for a protein of 501 amino acids. Lineage: Eukaryota; Metazoa; Arthropoda; Insecta; Diptera; Culicidae. Gene Ontology annotation, molecular function: heme binding; oxidoreductase activity, acting on paired donors, with incorporation or reduction of molecular oxygen; monooxygenase activity. The record is from RefSeq and is a predicted model, not a curated record. The transcript is spliced from 2 exons.